This is a messenger RNA of Paramecium sonneborni, 821 nucleotides long. The record is from the annotation of a GenBank genome assembly. Lineage: Eukaryota; Ciliophora; Oligohymenophorea; Peniculida; Parameciidae.
AUGGAAGAUUAAUAUUAAGAUAUAAAUAAAAAAUUAGAUGAACUUUAAUUGGAAAGUUAAGAAAUACUUGAAAUAAAAAAUGAAGGAAAUUAAAUUCCUUAAAUAAUUGAUGAAGAUUACGAAAUUGCUAUAAAAUUGGGUAUAAAUUUUGUUAAUCAUAGUCUAUUCAACUUUGACAAAAAAAUAAAGGGAAUUUUAUAAUUUGAUAACUGAAAUGGAAUAUAAAAAAGUUAUAGCAGCUCUUAAAACAUAAAAUUAUUCUAGAUUAAAACCACAUGUUUGGUUAAAUGAUGAAGUAAUUAGAAUAAAUAUUUGGUUAGAUUAUAAAUAAUUUUACUAAAUUAUUAGACUUCAAUAAUGGUACUGUUAUCCUUAACUCUUAUUAGUUUGAUUUAUUAAUCAAAGCUGAUGAUACUAAAUUUAAAAGAAUAGUUUAAAGAGCUAAGAUAGAUUAAAAUACAAAAUAAAUUUUAGCUCCUUUUAAUUAAAAUAAUGUACAUUGGUAUACUUUUUAAAUUGACUUCGAAUAAUAUGUUAUAACUAUAUAUGAUAGUAUGACAAGAAGUAAUUAUCCUUAAUUGUUCCAAGAACUUCUUGGACUUGCAUAGAGAAUAAAGAAUAAUGAAUAUGAACUAAAGGUUGGUAAUUGUCCUCAAUAAAGCAACACUCAUGAUUGUGGAGUUUUUACUUUAAAAAAUAUAUGGAUUUUAUCAAAAUACCCAAAAGCAAAGUUAAAAAGUUUUUAUGACUAAUCAACGAUAUUCUACGAUAGAAUACAAAUAUGUCAUUCAUUAUUGCAGUAAAAAAUUGAUAAAGUUUGA